CACCAUUUCCGAAGAGAUCACACACACACACACAAACAAGAAAACCAAACCAAGUUAUUUGUUUCUAAACCAGAGAGAUGAACCAAGAAGAACAAGUUCAGCUUUUGGGGUUAUGGGGAAGUCCUUUCAGCAAAAGAGUAGAAAUGGUCUUGAAACUUAAGGGCAUAUCUUAUGAAUACAUCGAAGAAGAUGUUUAUGUUAAGAAGAGCCAUCUGCUUCUCAACUACAAUCCUAUCCACAAGAAAGUCCCAGUCCUCGUCCACCAAGGCAGAUCGAUAGCUGAGUCUCUGGUGAUUGUCGAAUAUAUUGAAGAUACUUGGAAGACAAAUUACCCGAUGUUGCCUCACGAUCCGUAUGAGCGUUCUAUGGCUCGGUUUUGGGCUAAGUAUGUGGAUGACAAGGUAAUGUUAACAUUAUGGAAGGCUUGUUGGGGACCUGAAAGCGUAAGAGAAAAGAUGGUCGAAGAAGCUUGUGAGGGUUUGAAAUACCUUGAAGAAGAGCUUGGAGAUAAACAAUUUUUCGGAGGAGAGACAAUUGGAUUUGUUGAUAUAGCAGCUGAUUUCAUAGCGUACUGGUUCGGAAUUGCGCAAGAAGCUUCAGGUGUGAUGAUCAUGACCGCAGAGGCGUUUCCAAGACUUCAACGUUGGUCGCGAAAUUUCGUUGGAAAUAAUAUUAUUAAGGAAGUCUUGCCGCCUAAGGAGAAGCUCAUGGCUCUUUUCAAAGCCCAAUUUGGAAAUAAUGCCGCGUAAGACAAAGACUCUCUUACUUUGUGAAAAGUAUGCAUGUUAUAUCUAGAAAUUCUGCAGUUUGUUUUAUCAAAAAUAAGAAAUUCUUUGCUGUUUUUGUUGUCUGUAUUUAUUUAUAACUUUCUAUAGUGGUUCUUCUCUAGAAGGAACAUUUAUCGAAAAUUUAGAG
Molecule: messenger RNA, 915 nt
Organism: Raphanus sativus (radish)
Lineage: Eukaryota; Viridiplantae; Streptophyta; Magnoliopsida; Brassicales; Brassicaceae
Product: glutathione S-transferase U8
Exons: 2
Coding region: 78-749 (223 amino acids)
Biological process (GO): glutathione metabolic process
Cellular component (GO): cytoplasm
Molecular function (GO): glutathione transferase activity
Source: RefSeq, a predicted model, not a curated record